Molecule: messenger RNA, 933 nt
Organism: Condylura cristata (star-nosed mole)
Lineage: Eukaryota; Metazoa; Chordata; Mammalia; Eulipotyphla; Talpidae
Product: olfactory receptor 2A2-like
Exons: 1
Coding region: 1-933 (310 amino acids)
Biological process (GO): G protein-coupled receptor signaling pathway
Cellular component (GO): membrane
Molecular function (GO): olfactory receptor activity; G protein-coupled receptor activity
Source: RefSeq, a predicted model, not a curated record
AUGGGAGACAACCAGUCAUGGGUCCCAGAAUUUAUCUUGUUGGGAUUCCAGCUCAGUGCAGAAAUAGAAGUGCUCCUCUUCUGUAUCUUCUGCCUGCUGUAUGUCUCCAACCUGCUGGCCAACGGCAUGAUCUUGGGGCUCAUCUGGUUGGACGUCAGGCUGCACACCCCCAUGUACUUCUUCCUUUCGCAUCUGGCCAUCAUUGACAUAUCCUAUGCUUCGAGCAGCUUGCCUAAUAUAAUGGAGAACCUAGUGAAACACAAAAAAACGAUCUCCUUUGUCUCAUGUAUUAUGCAAAUGAUUUUGUAUUCUUCACUUGCUAUUAUAGAGUGUGCAAUUUUGAUGGUGAUGUCCUAUGACAGGUAUGUGGCCAUCUGCCAUCCUCUCCAGUACACUGUCAUCAUGAACUGGAGGUUUUGCACGGUCCUGGCCAGCAUUUCCUGGGCAUACGGAUUUACCUUAGCUCUAACAAAUAUAAUUCUCUAUCUACGAUUGCCCUACUGUGGGGUCCAGAAGGUAAACCACCUCUUCUGUGAAAUUGUAGCUGUCUUAAGAGUGGCCUGUGGAGAAACAUGGCUUAAUAAACUUAUUGUCCUUGCUGCCUGUGUAUUUAUCCUGUUUGGGCCCCUGUCCUUGAUGCUGUUCUCCUACAUGCGCAUCCUCUUGGCCAUCCUGAAGAUCAACUCAAAGGAAGGUCGCAGAAAAGCCUUCUCCACCUGCUCCUCCCACCUCUGUGUGGUUGGGUUCUACUUUGGCAUUGCCAUGAUGAUGUACUUGGUUCCCGACAAUGGUCAUCGAGAUGAGCAGAAGAAAGUCCUUUCCCUGUUUUAUACCCUCUUUAACCCACUGCUGAACCCCCUUGUCUACAGUCUGAGGAAUGCUCAAAUGAAGGCUGCUUUCAAGAAAGCUGUGCAGAAAAGGGGGUCAAUGUAA